AGUUCAAAAACUGUAAGCUCACCUGGAGUGCUCCUCUUCAUUUCACCCUGCUGUUAAACACACACACACACACACACACACACACACACACAGAGAGUACAGACGUGUAUACACACACUCAGUUGGCUCUUGAAGCCAUGUCAGAGGCACAAAGAAAACUCACUCAAAACCCUCUGGAGAAGACGUGGGUCCCAUGGAUGAAAAGCCGGCUGAGCCAACGCAGAGGCUCAUCAGUGCCCCAGUUCACCAACUCCCCGACGAUGAUCGUGAUGGUGGGACUACCGGCGAGAGGGAAGACGUACAUCUCUAAAAAGCUCACCAGAUACCUGAACUGGAUUGGUGUAACGACUAAAGUGUUCAAUGUUGGGCAGUACAGAAGAGACGCCACACGUUCCUACAACAGCUUUGAGUUCUUCAGACCGGACAACGAAGAGGCCAUGAAGAUACGCAAGGCCUGUGCUGUCGCCGCCCUGAAGGAUGUGUGUGACUACUUCAACAGAGAGCUGGGCCAGGUCGUGGUUUUUGAUGCCACCAACACCACCACGGAGCGCAGAGAGGUCAUCCUCAGCUUCGCCAAGGAAAACGGCUACAAGGUUUUCUUUGUGGAGUCAAUAUGUGAUGAUCCAGAAAUCAUCGCUGAGAAUAUUAAACAAGUGAAGCUGAGCAGCCCGGACUACGCAGACUGCGACAAAGAGGAGGCUGUGGCUGACUUCCUGAAGAGGAUCGAGUGCUACAAGCUGACCUACGUCCCACUGGAUGACAACAAGGACAGGACCUUGUCUUACAUCAAGAUCUUCAACGUGGGCAGCAGAUACCUGGUGAAUCAGGUCCAGGACCACAUUCAGAGCAGGAUAGUUUACUACCUCAUGAACAUCCAUGUCACCCCGAGAUCCAUCUACCUGUGUCGCCACGGGGAGAGCGAACUCAACCUCGUGGGUCGCAUCGGAGGAGACUCCGGACUGUCAUCUCGCGGGGCGAAGUUUGCCGGUGCUCUGGGUGUGUACAUGCGUGGACAGUCCAUCAGGGACCUGAAGGUGUGGACGAGCCACAUGAAGAGGACCAUCCAGACAGCAGAGGCUCUGGGAGUCCAGUACGAACAGUGGAAGGCCCUCAACGAGAUCGACGCUGGGGUUUGUGAGGAGAUGACGUACGAGGAGAUUCAGGAGAAUUACCCCGAGGAGUUCGCACUGAGGGACCAAAACAAGUAUCGCUACCGCUACCCUAAAGGAGAGUCGUACGAGGACCUCGUGCAGCGUCUGGAGCCGGUCAUCAUGGAGCUGGAGAGGCAGGAGAACGUUUUAGUCAUCUGUCACCAGGCUGUCAUGAGGUGUCUGCUGGCCUACUUCCUGGACAAGAGUGCUCAUGAGCUGCCCUACCUGAAGUGUCCUCUCCACACGGUUCUGAAACUCACCCCAGUCGCUUACGGUUGUAAAGUGGAGUCUGUCUUCCUCAACAUUGAAGCUGUCAACACACACAGAGAGAAACCAGUGAACGUGGACGUGGACAGAGACCCGGCACAGGCACUGGAGACGGUCCCAGAUCACAUCUAGAAGAGGAAUCACAACAUGGCGCUGGUUUCAUCCCCAAUGAAAAGUAAUUUAAAUUUAUGUAAUCAUGGUGUUCAUUGUUCUUGUGGUCGUUGUUGUGAAAUGGACAAACUCUAUGAGACAUUUUUCUAUGGCAUUUUCAUUGUAAAUGCACUUUAUAAGGCGGAGCUCAGGCCAAACGUCAGUGAUAUGAAGAAGAAGCUUCCUUUGCUGUGAAAAUUGAAGUGCUGAACACUGGCCAGAUGACCCGUCUCACUCUCUGGAUUUUAUUCAACAUAUUCACUCGCAUGUUGUUAUCUUUUGCAUUUCAUUCAAGCAGCCAGUUCUCCACUUGAACUGACAUGUUUGUUUGAGCUGUUUCGUUUCAUGUUAUCUUGUCUCCACAUUUACAUUUGAGAAGGCAGACGAUGAGUGAGCACAUUUCUGAGAUGUUGUGGUUUUAUUUCUAGUAGAGACACUGGCACAAAGAGGAACUUUUAAGUUCUGUCUUUUAACUGUUCUGAAUGAAACUAAGGAAAAGUUUGGCAUUUUGAAAAAUGUGCUUUCUUGCUGAGAGUUAGAUAACACAUCUGUGUGCAAGUUACUGUAUACAGCCAGGCGUUAGCUUAGCUGGAAAUGAGGGACAACAGCAAACCCAGAUCUGCCCAAAGUUAAUAAAAUAAAUCUUCCUGAAGUGUCUGCUGACUGCCUGCAAUCUCACUGUGACAGCAGCACUCCCAAAAACAUUGUUAUGAACUUUGUAGUUAAACAUGCCCUUUAAAACAAGAUAUAACACGUUAAUUAGUGAACUUGCGAUGCUGGUAGGUUAUCUUUGGACAGACCUGGACAAGCUGUCUCCCUGUUUCCAGUCCUCAUGCUAAGCUAACUGCCUGUAGCCCCAGAUUCAUAUUUACCCACUAAUGGUGCAGAGGCUCCUGAAACCUGCAUUUUUAGGGGGUGACUCCAUUGGUUUCAAAAAGAGGCCUGAUUGGAUGUAAGCCAAUGAGAAGAUUAGCCUAAUUCUCAGUUGAUUUAUGAGUAGACGGUUUCCUUCAACACAGCAUGAUGUUCAUUUUGUGGUGCAGUGGUUUGCACUGUCGCCUCAUAGCAAGAGGGUUCCAGGUUCGAAUCCCGGUCCGGACCCUUCUGUGUGGAAUUUGCUUGUUCUCCCUGUGCCUGCGUGGGUUUUCUCCGGGUUCUUCCUCCCACAGUCCCAAAAACAUGCACAUUAGGUUAACUGGCUGCUCUGCAUUGCCCCAAGGUGUGGGUGUAUGUGUGUGUCAGCCCUGCGAUUGACUGGCAACCAGUCCAGGAUGAAUCCCGCCUCUCAACCGUAGCCAGGUGGGAUAGGCUCCAGCUCCACCGCAACCCUGAUGGAAAAGCUUUAUCCAAAAUGGAUGGAUGCUCCCAUUUAGAGUCAAUAGACCAUAAAGCAAGGGAUCCAAUCAGGAGUUCCUCCCCAGUUUCACCCUCACAUCCAAAUAUGGUCAUUGUGCCAAAAUAGCCAAGAUGGCAACAGUUUGACAUGACAUUGAUAUUCUUAUCUAACUCUUAAUGAGAAAGCAGGAAGCUUUCUCAGACCUGUAAAGGCCUGUUAGUUUGAGUCGUCUUACCUCAUGUCUUUACAUUCGCAUCAGCAUCACCUGAGUAUCCAGAUGACUCUGGCGUUAGUUUUUUGUGUGGAUGUGGUUUGGUUAUGUAUCACAGUGGAAAUGGGGAGGAGUUGGAGGUUUAAAUGCUGAAUGGAACAGGGCCAUGCAGACCACACAACCCUUUGAGAGUAAAACUGGAGGGGACAUUCAGCACUCUUAACUGCCCAACGCCACGAUGUGCCUCACAUAAAGAACAUAUACAUGAUUACUCUAUGCACCCUUCACACACACGAGGUGGACGGCUCCGGUGGUACGUUCUCAGCUGACACGGCAUUGUUUUAACAUCGUUUUAAUAAGACACAAGAGGGAAUCUGGUGCAGUGUGUCCGUACUUUUUUGAAUAUGAAAAUAUGUCAAAGAUGACUGGCUGUUUGCUCUGUGGCAUAGCUGUGUUGUGAUCGUCUUUAGUUGGUUUUAAGCUGGUGUGUGCUUCUUCAGUUACGCAGCAACAGAAAAUAGUUUUCCUCAGGUAGCCUUAAACAUGUUGGUGCAAAUGAAUGCACAUACUUCUGUCCACACAAUGUGAAGAGUUUCUCAGUCAGAAAACAAGUGUCUAAUGCAUUGAGUUGUCCCUCGAAACCACGUUCAGUGGUAGCCAAUCCUGUGUUAAAUCUGUGAACUUGUGCAUCAAUUGGUCAGUUCAGCUUUGUCUUCCUGCUCGUCCCUUGUAAACGUGCAACAGUUCCUGUGUGUCCUGAGCUCCACCAUGUAGCAGCUGAUGUCAGAGAGGUCCUGAAACAGGACUGUGUGUCUUCUUAACAACAAUGAGUAUGAGACAUGAAAUUACACUGUCAAUCAAUGCAAUCACUGACGUUUAUUUAGAAAAGGUUUUAUUUUCUGAACUUUAACAAAUGUUACCUGAAAGCCCAGGCAAUAAAAUGACAAGGCAUAUCUGA
Molecule: messenger RNA, 4073 nt
Organism: Scatophagus argus
Lineage: Eukaryota; Metazoa; Chordata; Actinopteri; Scatophagidae
Product: 6-phosphofructo-2-kinase/fructose-2,6-bisphosphatase
Exons: 14
Coding region: 138-1550 (470 amino acids)
Biological process (GO): fructose metabolic process; fructose 2,6-bisphosphate metabolic process
Cellular component (GO): cytosol; 6-phosphofructo-2-kinase/fructose-2,6-biphosphatase complex
Molecular function (GO): fructose-2,6-bisphosphate 2-phosphatase activity; ATP binding; 6-phosphofructo-2-kinase activity
Source: RefSeq, a predicted model, not a curated record